Molecule: messenger RNA, 1899 nt
Organism: Laetiporus sulphureus 93-53
Lineage: Eukaryota; Fungi; Basidiomycota; Agaricomycetes; Polyporales; Laetiporaceae
Exons: 7
Coding region: 1-1899 (632 amino acids)
Molecular function (GO): zinc ion binding
Source: RefSeq, a predicted model, not a curated record
AUGUCGUUGGGAGACACUCCCUCAGCGGAAGAUAACAUCGCACAGCCACAGAAGGAGGCUGCUGGUUUCUCGCUUGACAGCGUCCUGAACGGGGAUCACGACAACUUAGGGCUUCCGAAUGUCCAGGAUGCGUCCGAAGAUGAAGGUGCUCAGACUGGACACAUAGUAGAUGGAUUUUGCGUAGAAUGCGAAGAUCAGCCUGCACAAGUCUUCUGUGAAACUUGCACAGACAACUAUUGUGAAGUCUGCUUCGCCGCACAGCAUCGAAAAGGCACUCGCAAGAGGCAUGCCACAAUGCCGUUGACGGGACAGAGAGAGAAGAAGGCAAAGUUACGGAAUGAUAUAUCUGUGCAUGCCUCAAAGGACGUGCAGGAUUCGCAGAAGGAGAAUGGGAGUGCCAUGCGCGAUGAUGGUGCUUCCGACGAAGAACUGGAACGUGUCGUGCAUGAAGCAUCAGCAUCCGAGACUGCAUCGAAUGAGGCGCAGCAGUCGACCGUCGGCGAGUGGUUCGUUGACCGCGCGAAGUUUAUCCCUAUGCGUUUAACCCUUGGCGAACGUAAAUAUUUGCGCUUGCUGGAGGCUGCUUUGAACGUUUCUGAGUACACUGACAAGAUUGACACAAUCGGUUUCGGGCUGUCCAAGGCAAAGCGCAUAGUGCACCAGAUCCGCGAGCUAUGUGCGAUCCUGUCUGGGUUGGUACUAUCAGCGGACUAUAAGCAAGGGCAGGAGCUGUUUGCCGACCGUGACUUCCAGGCGAACGAAGAUUUCUAUCAGCAAAUUUUCGAGCUUGGGAGACGGCAUAAGAUUGUAAACCCUGACAAGAUGCGCUCCACAUAUGGCAAACUCAUGUAUCUCCUGCAGGAUAGCCAGACGCCGGAGGUCAAGGAUAUACUCAGCUUCAGCUGUGUGAAGCCAAUCAAGACAGUGUACUCCGUCCUGGAAGCUCACGACGCCCUUGGCCUCUUGCGCGAUGAUCUCGUGGCGACCGCUACCAAAGAGAUCACAGCUGAGGGCCGCUCGCGACGAGAAAUUCAGAAAGACAUCAAAUCGAAAGAGCGAGCGAUCGAGGUCCUUGCAGCUCGAUAUGAACGCAAAGGGCUCAGCCAAGAACAAAUUUGCCAGUGUCUCUAUAGCAUAGGCGAUAACCACGCCUUUCUUAGGGUGAAUCGGGACCCAUGUGACAAGAUGAUUGCGUACUUGAAGAAAUACUUCCAUCCGACGGAGGCAAGAGAUGGCAAGAGUAGCCUGGCAAUAAAAAAUGGCAGGGGCGGCGCAAGGCUCACCCACGAUCAUUCAAAGCAAUAUGCAUACGUUAUUCAGAGCUUGACGCUUUGGCGCGAAGUUCUACAUGAUAUGUUUCAUCUAUGGUCCCUCGCCGAACAGGAUCUUCUUUCAGAAAAUGUGCACUACCAUCUGCGCGAUACUGGUCAGGGCCUGAACCGUGUGCAGGCUGCGCCAAAGACGUCGCGCAUGAUGCACAUCAUCCUCAACCGUGCCCAGAGGAGUAUUGGCUCGUGGAUCGGUUCAUCUGUCAUUCACAUGGGCGAUCGUAACGUCCCGAAUGCGCUCAUGUUCAUCGACAAAUACUCACAAAUCUACCGCAUCCUGCUCCCUAUAUGCAACACGCUCUCACAGGUACCAAAGCUGGCGGAAAACCCCGCGUUACGCUCAUACAUCGAGGAUGAGUUUGGCAGUAUGGAUUCUCUAUGCAAGGAGAUCCUCGGGGAUUUCUUCCGUCAUGGGUUCGACGGUUCAGGGGCCGGCAACUACUACGACGCUGGCUCAUGCAUCGACGGACGGCUGACGAGCGCGUGGAACUGGUGUUCCUCGCUGGAAAAAAAGCGGUUCUUCCCGUUGUUCCUGUUGACAGGAUUCAUCGGCUUCGAUGGAGAGUGGUAA